GUGAGGUGAUGCCCCCAUUGUCCCGCGUUCCUCCGGGAUUGUACCUGGCCCGGGAGCUGUUGCUGUGCAGUGUCCGGGGGAGGAGCCGGUGGCAGGGCGGUAGCACGGAGCGGCGGCCCCUCUCUGGGCACGUCACACUGUGUACUGGGAGUGAGAGACAGGAGCUCAGCAAACAGGCAACUAGUAGCCCCCAACAAAGCCCGUGUCCUCCGGGGGCCACCUCCUCCGCGCCCAGCGCCGCCGCACUGCCCGGACUUGCCUCAUUCACACUGAGAAGUUUUGUCUGCGGUUUAUUUCUUUAUUUUUCUCCUUUAUUUCCUGGAAUGCAGGAGCGGUGACAGAUGACAGAGCCCGAGUUGUUUUGUCCUGUCCACCCGGGAGCCUGGAGCCGCGGCGGGCAGCUUCACUAAAGCAUGUCUUGCAGUCCUAGUGCGGAAGCAGGUCCGGUUUCGUAGCAGUGAUAGGAUGGCCAGAGACAAUCAGCACUUCAAUCCAAGAAUAUGGAUGUAGUUGACCAUUUUGGUUGUUGGGUAUAAACCACUGCAACCAUAGAUGUUUCUCCCUAUGGACCAUAUUCCUCAAUAUAGGACCUAUGCUGGAGUGAUCUGCACUUGAAAUGCGGUAUACUUGAAGGACUGUUUUCCAAAGCCUGUGCUCCGAUCAGAACAUCUGCAGUGUUGGAGAACAAGUCAUUUCAUACCUUAUGAGGGAAACUGCUGAUGUGGGGAAGAAUAUUGCAGAGUGAGAGGAGUCAUGAGUGAUACAGAAGUUGCUGCUGAGGGAUCCACCUGUGGGAAACUUUGUAGCAGAUUUGUGAAGGUCUGUGUAAACGUUAUGCUUAUUAAAUAGCAUAUAACUAAAUCCUGAGGUCUCCUUACCAGUCGGUCCUGGAUAGGCUUUGAAUUUCCUACCUGAUGUUUUGCUGGUAAUGGAACGAAGGAAACAAUUGGAUAUGGAACUACGUGAGUCAGCUGCUAAGUCAAAUAAAAAUGAUAUGGACGAUGACAAGCCAACGUGUUUUAGUUGUGUUAUAUGUGGGAAAAGUUUCCCUUUCCAGAGCUCCCUCUCUCAGCACAUGCGAAAGCACACGGGGGAAAAGCCAUAUAAAUGUCCUUACUGUGAUCACAGGGCUGCACAGAAAGGAAACUUGAAGAUACACCUCCGUACCCAUAGGACUGGUACACUAGGCCAGGCUCAUGAUGUUGAAAUGGGUGAUUCACAUGUUGGAGAGCUAGGAGCAUCUGAAGGUAUGGGAGUAUGUGCUAGUCCAACAAAGAGCACAUCUGCUUGUAACAAAAUCCUUAAUGGCUCCCUUCAAAUGGAAGAUUCAGAUGUAGUUGAAGAUGACACACCAGGUGACUACAACUGUAUGUUUUGCAAAAACAAGUUUGAUCGAAGGAAGGAGUUUGACCAACAUCUUAUACAAGUGCACAAGCCAUAUAAAUGCAGGUUUUGCAAUUACAUGACUUUACGAGAGGAAACUUUAUUAAACCACAUUGAAAAAGACCAUAUCACAACAGCAAUUCCAUUGAAUAGGGAUGCAUACUCAGAAAAUUGUAAAAAUGAACUUAAUGCUGGUGAGUUCCCUUGUGAAAUCUGUGGCCAGGCUUUUGGUCAAGCAUGGUUUUUAAAAGCUCAUAUGAAAAAGCAUCGGGGAUCAUUUGACCAUGGUUGCCAUAUAUGUGGCAGGAGAUUUAAAGAACCCUGGUUUCUAAAAAACCAUAUGAAAUCUCAUGGCCCUAAGACUGGUAACAAAAACAAACCCAAGUCUGAUACUGAACCUGUAGCUACCAUAAAUGAUGUUGUUCAGGAAGAAACAAUAAUGACAGGCUUGUGUCUGUACGAAGUUUGUGUAAAAUGUGGAAAUUUAUUUACAAAUCUGGAAAGCCUUAGCAUGCACAAUUUGGUCCACUGCAGUAUGGAAGAUUGCUCGGAAGACAAAACUGCUCCAAAAAGUGAUAAGCUGGCUAAUGUGAGUUCAGAGACUACUGCUUCAAAGCAGUUUUUUUUCGACUAUCUGAAAUUAAAACCUUUAGAAGAUGUACCUGAAAGUACAGAUGCAGAGCAGGGGAAGAGAGUACCGGAACUUGACCCAGUCAAUAGCUAUCAAGCUUGGCAGCUUGCCACCAAAGGCAGAGUUGCAGAGCCAACAGAGUAUGUCAAGUACUUGGGAUGGGAUGAAACCUUGGCUGAUGCAGAUGUCUCUUAUGAUAGAGAUAAAGGGGAAUAUAUACAGGUCAAUCAGGAGAAGCGUAAACGGGAGCCAGAAAGUAACAACACCAGCAAUCCAAAGAGGCGCAAUUGCUCAAGUGGUAGCCGCUCGGAGAAAAACAGCAUACAGUCUACAGAAAGUGUUGUGGAGACAUCUAAUGAUUUAGAAUUUAGACCUCCUUCACGUCAAAGCCGCAGAUCUUCUCAAAACAAAUCUACUGAAUGCUUUGAGUGUGGAAAGAUUUUCAGGACGUAUCAUCAAAUGGUGCUUCAUUCCAGGGUUCAUCGAAAAGAGCAUAGAAGUCUAAGUGAGAGUGGUUCGGUUUCUCAGCAUGAGAGAUAUGGAUCAAAUAGCGAGGGUGACUCCGCUAGCAGACCCAGUAGUCCUGACUCUGCUUCUAUCCCAGAAGACUCUUUGGCAUAUGGUAUUGAGGAUGAUGGAGAGGAGGAGGAUGAUAGCUUUGAGGAAGCAACUACGUCAUCACCAGGGAUGAAGCCAUAUCACCGUGAAUUUUCUGGAGAGGAUAUGGAUGUGGAAAUACCUAGUGCAAACCAUCAAACCAUAAAGUCUGAAGACACCAGCAAAUGUGAAAACCUUGAUGUGCAAAGUCCUUCCUUAGUCUCUGAUAAGCAACUGAACCUUUCUUUUGUGAAAACAGAGUAUCCCUCUGACUUAAAAGUACCAGCAUUCAAAUACAACAAAGACCCUCACAGAUCUAGUCAGAAUGUUAGCUCGCCCCAUCCUGUAAUACAAAAUAAUUUGGAACCAGUUAAUUCAAAAAAACAGUUGUCAUCUGAAAUAACUCAUGUAAUGGCAUUUGGCUUGCUGAAAGAGAACUUGGCAUUAGAGAAUAAUGGGGCAGAGAAUCAAGAGCUCAUUCCCUUGGAUUUAAGUGAAAAAUCAAGCAGGAGUGAUGCUUGUAGUAAAAGUGCUACUGAUGCAUUGCAAGCUGAGCUGGUUGUUCAUCAGUGUCCCUACUGUAGUCAUAAGACUCAUUACCCUGAAGUUUUGUGGAUGCACAAAAGAAUUUGGCAUAAAGUUAGUUGUAACUCCAUGGCUCCUCAGUGGAUUCAACAAAAUGGUUUCAAACAUCUGAAAAAUAAUGUUCUUUUUCUGGUCAGAAAUGGGCGUACGGGACCUCCUCCAGCUCUUGGCGGCAAAGAAUGUCAACCAUUGCCCAUAGCUAGGUUCACACGUACACAGAUGCCAAAUCAGCCUCCAGCACCCAAAGGCAACCCAUCAAAUUUAGGAAAUAAUUCAAAGGCAUGUGCAUCUCAGGUGCGUCUUAACUCUCGAGGCAUCAGUGGGCCCAAAACAUCAAACUUUGAUGCGCAGCGACAGCCCAAAGUAAUACCUGCUCAGGAACAAUAUAGCACAAUGGUCCAACAACCAGCAACAAAAGUCAAGUAUGACACAAGUCCUAAACUGACCCAAACUGGAAGUUAUAGCAGAAAUCAUCCACAGGUUCAGGCAUCCGCAUCGAGACAAAUUCUGCAGCCUUCUAGUAGUAAACAAGCAGAAAAAUACAUGAUGUCCCAGGGAGUAUCCAGUUUUACAUCUCCAAACAAACUUUCUGUGUCUGAUGUGAUAAAAAACAAAUUCACACUGUCACAGACACAAUUUCCAUUCCAGAAAGUAGAGCCACAUGUUAAACAGGAGAGCCCUGUAGUGCCUCAAAGGGAAUCUCAGGCCAAGAUUAUUAAUGAACUUGGAGCUGUGUCCAACAGUAGUGCUGGACCCAAAACAAGCCCUGUGUUACAAACUCAUCCGAGUGCAAUGGGCACUCAAUCACCUUUCCAACCAAUAAAACAAGAGCCUGUGGCUGAGGGCCUUGAAAAGCGUGUAGACAUUCUGAAUAUCUUCAAGACCUACAUUCCAAAGGACUUAGCAACACUGUACCAAAGUUGGGGAGCCAAUAGUAGUUUGGAUAAUGCAGGAAUGCUUAGGACACAGGCACGACAAGGAGACUAUGUUUGCAUUGAGUGUGGGAAGUGUUUCACCCAGCCAAGCCACUUAAGGACCCAUAUGCGGUCUCAUACAGGGGAGAGACCAUUCCAGUGCAGAUAUUGUCCAUACAGUGCCUCUCAAAAAGGGAACCUAAAGACACAUGUGCAAUGUGUGCACCGGGUACCUUUCGAUAACAGCGAGUACCCAGACAAGCAACUUCUUCGACCCCAAGGUGACAAUCCCAACAGUUACAUGGAUGAACAGCUGGAAAAUUUGCCUUCAAAUCAUCAAGUCCCUGGGGCUGUUGUAUCAAAGUGAAGAAAACAUUG
Hyla sarda is the source of this 4488-nucleotide messenger RNA. It is a transcript of the gene ZNF516, whose product is annotated as zinc finger protein 516. Gene Ontology annotation, molecular function: RNA polymerase II cis-regulatory region sequence-specific DNA binding; DNA-binding transcription factor activity, RNA polymerase II-specific. The record is from RefSeq and is a predicted model, not a curated record. Gene Ontology annotation, biological process: regulation of DNA-templated transcription. Gene Ontology annotation, cellular component: nucleus. The transcript has 7 exons. The coding region runs from base 929 to 4477 and encodes 1182 amino acids. NCBI's taxonomy places the organism in Eukaryota, Metazoa, Chordata, Amphibia, Anura, Hylidae.